Molecule: messenger RNA, 4783 nt
Organism: Neogale vison (American mink)
Lineage: Eukaryota; Metazoa; Chordata; Mammalia; Carnivora; Mustelidae
Product: putative zinc finger protein 286B
Exons: 10
Coding region: 192-3086 (964 amino acids)
Biological process (GO): central nervous system development; regulation of transcription by RNA polymerase II
Cellular component (GO): nucleus
Molecular function (GO): DNA-binding transcription factor activity, RNA polymerase II-specific; RNA polymerase II cis-regulatory region sequence-specific DNA binding
Source: RefSeq, a predicted model, not a curated record
CCGCGGGGUGCGUCGAGGUGUCCGAGCGCUUCGAGCGGUUUCAAAUCCGGGGUCGUUUUAUUUUUGGAGGGCAUGAAGUUUGGGCAUUGGUUUAACGUGUAGCCCUGAAGAACCAGAAACUCAAAGGAACCGAUACUCCGGCUCCACAGAGUCCCACCACCUGUAGUGAGGCUCUUUCUGGAAUCGGUGCGAUGACCAAGGUUUUGGGCAUGGCUGCAGUUCGGGGCCCUCGGCCUCCACGGGAGAGGGGGCCUCUGGUGGUUAAAGAUGAGGACGAAGAGGAAAGGCAGAGCCUUCCCAGCCUGGAGGUGUUCCGCCAGCGCUUCCGGCAGUUUGGCUACCAUGACACACCUGGGCCCCGGGAGGCCCUGAGCCAGCUCCGGGUGCUGUGCUGCGAGUGGCUGAGGCCCGAGAUCCACACCAAGGAGCAGAUCCUGGAGCUGCUGGUGCUGGAGCAGUUCCUGACCAUCCUGCCCCAGGAGCUCCAGGCCUGGGUGCAGGAGCACUGCCCGCAGAGCGCCGAAGAGGCCGUCACUCUCCUCGAGGAUCUGGAGCAGGAACUGGACGAGCCAGCACAGCAGGUCUCACCUCCUCCAAAGGAACAGCAACAGGUGUGGGAGAAGAGGUCCUGCUCGGGAACAGCAGCGUUUCCAAGCAGCGCACAGCCCCAGUCUGCGGAGACCAGUCACAAAAGCGAGGGUUGGGAGCCCUUGUACAUCCAGGAGACUGGGGAAGAGGAGGAUCUCACUCCAGAGCUGAGAAAGAGUCAAGAUCGUAACUCGAACACCCAGAAUGAGGACUCCAUAGAUGAGCAGAAGACUUCUGAAGAGUCUCAGGAACUCAAAAGGGAGGUUACUCCCAUGGUCGUUGCCAGUAAAUGUGAGGCCAGGUUAGAAAGGCAGUGGGCAAACCUUGAAAAGGAAAGAGGAACAAAAACUCCUCUUCUAGACAAAGGUUCCAAGAAAGGCAGAGAAUUGAUUCCCACUAAACCUGCCCCAGGAGAGAGGCGUUACAUCUGUGCCGAGUGCGGAAAAGCCUUUAGUAAUAGCUCAAAUCUUACCAAGCACCGGAGAACGCACACUGGGGAGAAGCCCUACGUGUGCACCAAAUGUGGGAAAGCUUUCAGCCACAGCUCAAACCUGACCCUCCAUUACCGAACGCACUUGGUGGACCGGCCCUAUGACUGUAAGUGUGGGAAAGCCUUUGGUCAGAGCUCAGACCUCCUUAAACAUCAGCGAAUGCACACGGAAGAGGCGCCCUAUCAGUGUAAAGAUUGCGGAAAAGCUUUCAGUGGGAAAGGCAGCCUCAUCCGACACUAUCGGAUCCACACUGGGGAGAAACCUUACCAGUGUAACGAGUGUGGAAAGAGCUUUAGCCAGCACGCAGGUCUCAGUUCUCACCAGAGGCUCCACACCGGAGAGAAGCCGUACAAAUGUAAGGAGUGUGGGAAAGCCUUCAACCACAGCUCAAAUUUUAAUAAACACCAUAGAAUCCAUACCGGGGAGAAGCCCUACUGGUGUAAUCACUGUGGAAAAACCUUCUGUAGUAAGUCCAAUCUUUCCAAACAUCAGCGAGUCCACACCGGAGAGGGAGAAGGGGUGAGUCCGGCGGCCCCCGGGGCUCGCGGUGAGACGGAGGCUGUGCCCGCCAGGGAAAGGGGUGGUGUCCGCGCCGCUGCGGCCCGCGGGGUCCCCAGGCCCGCCCGGAGCAGGACCGGAGGCCCAGAACUUCUAGCCCUACUCAUGGAAACUCAGGCUGAUUGUGUAUCUCAGGAACCGCAGGCCCUGCUUGAGAGUGCUCUUCCUUCCUCGAAAGUUCCUGCAUUUUCCAACAAGGACAGCCUGGGGGAUGAGAUGUUGGCAGCUGCACUCCUGAAGGCCAAGUCCCAGGAGUUGGUGACGUUUGAGGACGUGGCUGUGUACUUCAUCCGGAAGGAGUGGAAACGUUUGGAGCCUGCUCAGAGGGACCUCUAUAGGGAUGUGAUGCUGGAGAAUUACGGGAAUGUGUUCUCGCUGGAUGGUGAGACCAGAACUGAGCACGAUCAAGAAAUGUCUGAAGAUACGGGAUCACAUGGGGUGCUGUUGGGAAGAUUCCAAAAGGAUAUUUCUCAGGGUCUUAAAUUCAAAGACGCCUAUGACCAAGAAGUCGGUCUUAAGAGGCAGCUGGGGAGCUCCUCUGGAGAAAGACUGACCAGGAAGAUACAAGAUUUCGGUCAAGUGACGGAUGAGGAAAAGCUAACCCCUGUGGGAGAGAGAAGUGAGAAAUACAAUGAUUUUGGGAACAGCCUCGCUGUGAGUUCUAACCUUAUUUCGCAUCAGAGACUUCCUGUGGGAGACAGACCCCAUAAGUGCGAUGAAUGUAGCAAGAGCUUUAAUCGAACUUCAGACCUCAUUCAGCAUCAGAGAAUCCACACUGGGGAGAAACCCUAUGAAUGUAGUGAGUGUGGGAAGGCCUUCAGCCAGAGCUCGCAUCUCAUUCAGCAUCAGAGAAUCCACACCGGAGAGAAGCCGUACGAAUGUAACGAUUGUGGGAAGACCUUCAGCUGCAGCUCUGCCCUCAUCCUCCACCGAAGGAUCCACACCGGGGAGAAGCCCUACGAAUGUAGCGAAUGUGGGAAAACCUUCAGCUGGAGCUCUACCCUUACUCAUCACCAGAGAAUCCACACUGGAGAGAAACCGUACGCCUGUAAUGAAUGCGGGAAGGCCUUCAGCAGGAGCUCUACCCUCAUCCAUCACCAGAGAAUCCACACUGGAGAGAAGCCCUAUGAAUGUAACGAGUGCGGGAAGGCCUUCAGCCAGAGCUCGCACCUCUACCAGCACCAGAGAAUCCACACUGGAGAGAAGCCCUAUGAAUGUAUGGAAUGCGGAGGAAAGUUUACCUACAGUUCAGGCCUUAUUCAGCAUCAAAGAAUCCACACCGGGGAGAAUCCCUACGAAUGUAGUGAGUGUGGGAAAGCCUUCCGAUACAGCUCAGCUCUGGUCCGCCAUCAGAGAAUUCACACUGGAGAGAAGCCUUUGAAUGUAAUGGGAAUGAGCAAAAGUUCUCUCAGAGUCGCUGCCGAGCUCAGUAUCAGAGAGUCUGCCUGAGAGAGAGCCGCACACCUGUUUUCCUCACUUCCUCUGAGUCUGACGAGCUCCUGCCUUACUACAUAAGUAUGAACAUCUUAGAACGUGUCCUUUCCGGCUCAAACCUUUCACUUUAGAGAACGGGGCAGAUGGGGGAGAUCAUCCCGGCACACCCUCGUGACCAGCUGCCUGGUCACUUUCCCCAGGAGUGACACCCGGAAGCGAGCGGCAGGUUGAGGAACGCCAGGGAAGCUCUGGGACCGGUCACCUUCCGUUUUGGAAGGGAGUUUGCACUAGUCCGCUUCUCUAGCACCAGAGGAGCCUUUCCUUCCAAGGUGGGGAGUGGAAGCACAGUAGGAAGAAAAUCCCCAGGACUCCUCUGGUUGGAGUCCGUGUAGUCGGCACCGAAGGCAGUGGAAAGAAUGUCCCGGGUCCUGCUGUUUGCUAACAAGGGGACACAGAGGCUGUCUUUCAAAGCCACUGUCCCUAAUCCAGCUUUAGGUUCUGGUAAGGAACCUUUGCUAUUUGUUGCUACUUUUUUUGUUCCAUGAUUUCGUCAAUUAAUGGAAAUUUGGUGCUGAGGGAUUUGUUAUUUUAUUGGUGGGGGGAUUCUGUGAGGUUUUCUGUGAUAACUAUAUUUUGGGGGGCUCUUGGAGCAGCAAGCCCGUUUCCAAGAGCAGCGAGGCGGUUUUGUUGGGAGAGCUCCUUGUCCUUCUCCACUGUGAUGGGUCUGAUUGGGAAAUCCAUCUGAUGAAGAAAGUCUCACAGGGGAAGGAUUGAAAGCAUUAAGCGUUGGCCUGCUUCUGUCCUCUCUGGCUGUUCCUCUCCCCGCUCCUGUGCUGAAGAGUGAUUUAAUCCAAACCCCCAGUUGCUCAGACUAGAAUGCUUUUAAGGAGCUCACUCAGCCAGCUUGCCCUGCCCUCCAUCACCUAUGACCUGUGACAUCUGGCCCCAGCAGCCGGAUCUCCCGUGACCCCAUCUCUGACUUUGGCAGCAAAGGAAGCGCAAAGCCCAGAGAAGGGGAGGCUCUGGCCUGACCUGGCUGCCAGGCUCCUUGCUGGGUUAGGCUGGAGCUUCCGAGGGUGCCCAGCUGAAGGGAUGAUCUUUCGUUCUGUUUUCCCAAUCCUGCUCAUCCUGUAGCAUAAACGAAGUGCACUAUUAAACAGAAUAGUUUUUUAGAAGGAGAGAUUGAGUGUGUUUCUGUGCAGGAGCCAAAUUUAUUUGAAUUAAAAUAGGAAAUCGUGAGUAUAACUGGAAUCUUUAAAAUUUACUCAAGAUAUAUAUAUAUUUUUUAACUGUUUUUCUUUCACACACAUACGACCUCUGGCUGUCAAGACUCCUGUCCUAUUCCUCUAGAUACCGCCACAGACUCAGUCACGCACACAUUUGCUCCCAGCUCGUACCCACAUGUUGGAUUUCGUGUGCGGCCUGGCAUUCUGUGUGGUACAGUACUUAGGACCAGCAACCCAAACUAGAAAGGUGUUACUGGGGGCGGGGGGGCCCUUACCAGCGUGUACUUGGGUUUUGGGUCACAGGGGGCAUAUGUAGAUUCUUGUUCCAGCUGUGGGCGAGAGGAAGUCAUUCAUGGAGAAGGCGGAGAGGAAAGUGUUACAGAGAAGUUGGGGAACUGUCUGGAACUGCCGUCUAAAGACCUUGGAGCAUAUGUUGUGAUCGACGUCCCAAUAUGUUUUUGAUUUCUUAAAGCCGUAAUGAAACUC